Acaromyces ingoldii is the source of this 1360-nucleotide messenger RNA. RefSeq names its product PCI-domain-containing protein. Gene Ontology annotation, biological process: ubiquitin-dependent protein catabolic process. Gene Ontology annotation, cellular component: proteasome regulatory particle, lid subcomplex. The record is from RefSeq and is a predicted model, not a curated record. The transcript has 3 exons. The coding region runs from base 6 to 1277 and encodes 423 amino acids. NCBI's taxonomy places the organism in Eukaryota, Fungi, Basidiomycota, Exobasidiomycetes, Exobasidiales, Cryptobasidiaceae. Gene Ontology annotation, molecular function: structural molecule activity.
CAACCAUGGCCAUCGAACCGGGCGCGCCGACGUACAAGGCGGCGACCGAUGCCCUCGAUGCGGGCAAGGAGGCGCAGGGCGAGAACAUCCUCAAGCAGAUUCUCGAGACACACACCGAUGACAAGAGCGAGGAGAGCCUGCGACAACGGGAACUGGCGCUGAUGCGGCUCGGGCAGCUAUACCGCGAUCAAAAAGACGCAACAAAGCUGGCCGAGGCGGUGCGGUCGUCGCGCUCACUCAUGGCGUCGAUUGCCAAGGCCAAGACGGCAAAGCUGAUCCGGACGCUGAUCGACUACUUUGGCGAGAUUCCCAACUCGAGCGAGACGCAGAUUGCCGUGACGCGGGAAAACAUCGAGUGGGCCAAGUCGGAGAAGCGCAUCUUUCUCAAGCAGAACCUCGAGACGCGGCUGAUUGGGCUCCUCUUUGACACGCGCCGCUACCGCGAGGCGCUGCCGCUCAUCGAUGCCCUGCUCCGCGAGCUGAAGCGGCUCGACGACAAGAUGAUCCUGACCGAGGUGCACCUGCUCGAGAGCAAGGUCAACCAUGCGAUUGCCAACCUGCCCAAGGCCAAGGCGUCGCUCACCUCGGCCCGCACCGCGGCCAAUGCCAUCUACUGCCCUCCUUUACUCCAGGCCCAGCUCGACAUGCAGAGCGGCGUCCUCCACGCCGAGGACAAGGACUACACGACGGCCUACUCGUACUUUUUCGAGACGCUCGAGGGCCUGUCGUCGCAGGAGGACGCACGUGCGCCGCUGGCACUCAAGUACAUGCUCCUCUGCAAGAUCAUGCUCAACCUGGCCGACGACGUGGGGGCCAUCAUCGAGGGCAAGCUGGCGCAAAAGUACGCGGGCCGCGACGUCGAGGCGAUGAAGGCCGUCGCGCGGGCGCACGAGGAGCGCAGCCUCGAGCACUUUGAGCAGGCCCUCGCCGACUACAAGGCCGAGCUGUCCAACGACCCCAUCAUCCGCAACCACCUCUCGGCCCUCUACGACACGCUCCUCGAGCAGAACCUGCUGCGCAUCAUUGAGCCCUACAGCCGGGUCGAGAUCAGCCACGUGGCCAGCACGGUGCGCCAGCCCGUGCGCGACGUCGAGACCAAGCUCAGCCAGAUGAUCCUCGACAAGGUCUUUCACGGCAUCCUCGACCAGGGCGCCGGCUGCCUCGUCGUCUUUGACGAGCCCGUCGAGGACACGACGUACGAGGCGAGCCUGGACACGCUCAAGCACGUCAGCACCGUCGUCGACUCGCUUGCCGCCAAGGCGAAGCGGUUGUCAUGAGCGCGCAUGUAAUGCCAUUAAUUCCACUAAUGUUAAGAGACAGACUACACUGGCAGUGCUUGAGUACACUGGUAUUUCUAGAG